Lodderomyces jiufengensis is the source of this 801-nucleotide messenger RNA. RefSeq names its product YCP4. The coding region runs from base 1 to 801 and encodes 266 amino acids. NCBI's taxonomy places the organism in Eukaryota, Fungi, Ascomycota, Pichiomycetes, Serinales, Debaryomycetaceae. The transcript has a single exon. The record is from RefSeq and is a predicted model, not a curated record. Gene Ontology annotation, molecular function: FMN binding; NAD(P)H dehydrogenase (quinone) activity.
AUGAAAAUUGCUAUUAUUGAAUACUCCACCUAUGGUCAUAUAGUUUCACUUGCAAAAGAAAUUCAAAAAGGUAUUGAAUCCGUUGGUGUUAAAGCUGAUAUUUUUCAAAUUGCUGAAACUUUACCUCAAGAUGUUUUGGAAAAAAUGCAUGCACCACCAAAACCAAAUUCCCCAAUUGCAACAUUGGAUACUUUAAUUGAAUAUGAUGCUUUUAUCUUUGGAUUUCCAACCAGAUUCGGUAAUGCUCCAGCACAAGUGCUUGAAUAUAUUUCUGGAACUUCAGGAAUUUGGAUGAAAGGUCAGCUUUAUGGUAAGCCAGCGGGAUUAUUCACAAGUACUGCUACUCAAGGUGGUGGUCAAGAAAUGACUAUUCGUAACUUUUUAUCAAUUUUAGCUCAUCAUGGUAUGAUUUAUAUUCCUUUAGGGUAUGCAAAAGCAUUUGCAGAACAAUCUAAUUUGAGUGAAGUUCAUGGUGCAUCUCCUUAUGGUAGUGGAGUUCUUGCUGCUGGAGAUGGAAGUCGUCAAGCAAGUAAAUUGGAGUUAGAUAUUGCAUUUAAACAAGGUGAGUCAUUUGCGACUUCAGCAAGUAAAUUUUACAAGUCAGAAAGCAAUUCGGCAAAUAAAGGAAAAGGUACUGGUGCUGCGGCAACCACUGGUGGAGCUACUUCAUCUAAACCAACAGAAGUUAAAUCAGAAAAACCAACUACUCAUUCACAACCACAACCACAAAGAGCUGCACAAACCUCAAAAGCUCCUGAAACUACAGAUAAAAGUAUUUGUUCAAAAUGUAUAAUAAUGUAA